Nerophis ophidion (straightnose pipefish) is the source of this 2501-nucleotide messenger RNA. RefSeq names its product zinc finger protein basonuclin-2. Gene Ontology annotation, biological process: regulation of DNA-templated transcription. The record is from RefSeq and is a predicted model, not a curated record. NCBI's taxonomy places the organism in Eukaryota, Metazoa, Chordata, Actinopteri, Syngnathiformes, Syngnathidae. The coding region runs from base 813 to 2093 and encodes 426 amino acids. Gene Ontology annotation, cellular component: nucleus. The transcript has 6 exons.
GAGGAUGUUGUCCUACUUGUACCUGACACCGACACAUGGCGGCGCCGCCAACUUGGACCUGCUACAAAGAGCAUCAAGAGGGCGGAGCAUGACACACUUCCUCAGCAACGACUGGGGGCGGGUACGAACUGAAAUGUGUGUGCGUGUGUGUGGACAUGUAACUUUGAUGGCACAGGCGACGCUAAUUUGGCGACAAAUGACAGAAAAAUGGCCGACGGGGAAAAGAAACCCGUCGCCACUUUUGGUUCUCCAGCAGCUGAUCUGGGGGUCUUUGGGAAGGGCAAAGGUCACAUUCUCAUCUUGCUAUGCCCCUUUUUGUGAGUCACCUGCCAGAAGAACUUUUCUAGGUCGUGACUAGUCCAGAUUUUGGUGCUAGACCUGAUCUGAUCGCCGUCGUAGAGUGAAGAAGCAAUGCGACCUGGUUCUGGAACAAACAUUGAGGGUGGAACCAACGCCAAGGAUUCAAACGAGAACACCCCCCCCCCCCCCCCACCACCACCACCACCACCAGGGCUUUUGGCGGGAAAGUGUGUCAGCUAGCUGAAUAUCGAGUAUCCUUACAGUCCAUUUGAUGCAGGUGUUCCUAUCAAAAUGGCCAGGAAAUCCUGUCACGUGACAUGUUGUCUUUAGUCUUUCUUGUCUGACCUUUGAUCUUGGCAUUAGCAGGAAUGUGCGAGGCAGAGGGAGCUAAUUCCCUGCAGCCAAUCCAGUCUGCCACGGAAGCUGUUGAGGGCGGAGCCAAAGCAGAGUGAAGAAUAAAAAAAGGUGCAAGCGGAGCGAAGACGAUAGAGAAAGGAAGGAGGCAAGCAGUAAUGUUCAUGCAGGAAGUAAUUUGUCCACUAAUCAGCAGGAUGACGACAACGUCCCAUCAUGAGGCUUACUGGACGACCUUUAACCUCUGCGCGUGUGCUGUGCCGGGGUGCAGCUGCCCUCGGUAUAAUGCAAGUUUUGAUGUGAGGUCAUGUGACUGCGGGCACAGCUGGGCGACACAUGCCGUACGGAAGUUCCACCCCCUCCCUCCCUGCAGCAGCGGCCCCGUAGAGGCAGUCCUUCCUGGACCGGUUUUGGACCUGAGUUCCCUGGUCCUGUACGGCGCUCAGGCACUUCCUGUGCGACUGAAGAUCCUGUUGGACCGCCUCUACAGUGUGCUGUCGCCACAGCAGGUAGCUCACAUCCUGCGCUCGCUGGGCUGGACUUUGGCCGAUUACGUCCGCGGGUACAAGAUGCAGCGAAGUGACGGGAAGGCGCUGGAGCGAUGGUGUAUGAUGAGCCCCGAAGAAGAAACGCUACUCCUCAAAGAGUUCCUCCGCUUUGGCGAAACGCGACCCGUCGUUGAGUUCAUGGUGGCUGUCCAACACCCCCUCCCCAAGACACGACCCGAGGGGCAGGUGGAGGACGGCUUCUCCCUCCACAGGCCCAGCCUUCCUACUCUGGUGGGCGGAGCCAGAUGGGAUCAAGACACGACAGAUCCUGAGCGUGACCUCCUGAGGGGCGGGAACAAGCAGGAGAAUGCCUCUUCAAUCAUUCCGCCCGCUAACUCUUUUUCUUCUUCACUGAAUCCUUGCAAAACCUCCUUGUCGUCUUUGCGUCCUCUGCCGUCCUUCUCCUCGGCCUUCCGUGAUCUUGCUGCAUCCCCUUCCUCCUGCCAUCUCGUUCCCAAGGGGCGGGUCUUGUGUGGCGUCUGCGGAAAAAGUUUCUACGACAGAGGAACGUUGAAGAUCCACUACAACGCCGUCCACCUGAAGCUCAAACAUGGCUGCACCGUGGCGGGCUGCACAAUGGUCUUCAGCUCGCUCCGCAGUCGAAACCGACACAGCGCCAACCCCAACCCACGUCUCCACCGCGCCGCCGCCAAAGAUGUCCGAGACAACUCCGCCCUCAGGUCCCACCGUGUGUCCUUGUCUGGGGCCCCUCAUCACAGCACAGUAACAACCAGCCACUCAGACCCCCCACGGGAGAAUACGGUCGAAGAAGAGCCCGCUAGCCUGUCGACCAAUCAGCAGCGGCCCUGGGAAUCAGCUGACAACCUGCCCAAAAAGAAGCCCAGAAAGUCCAGCAUGCCGCUAAAAGUUGAGUGUUGGACAUUUCAAUAAACGAUGCCUUGUUGUGUAAAGAUAACGUCAAUGGCGCCGACUAUUUGACAAUUGUUAAUUUUACAACCUAUUUAAAUGUACAUUAUGUACUUCUCACUUUAAUGUCUUUCUGUCAACUAGUGGGCGGGUUCAUGAUGUUUUAUAAUUAUUUUCUACGUUCAUUCACAAAUAUGUGUGUGUUGUAUUAUUACACUGUUGACGUUGUUGUUGUUUACAACCUCAGAAAAUAAGAUCUUGGACACAGGAGGACUUUGAAGGAUUACUAUUAGAGUUGGCUGGUUUUGCUUUCCUUUACUUAAUUUACAAUAUUGCCUUCAUUUUGAUCAAAAAAAGGGAAUGACUUGUACAAAACCCAAAACCAGUGAAGUUGGCACGUUGUGUAAAUCAUAAAUAAAAACAGAAUACAAA